GUUUGAGGCAAAGCUGAUUGGGCUCCCAGCCUACCAGAGACCAGAACGACAUGCCAUCGGGGGACAACAGGGGAAGGAUUGCAUAGCUACCUUAACGCAUUCAUUGAGCUGCUGUUUUGAUAGGAUGGGAGACUGACGAGGACGGAAAAUAUUGUUUCCCUGCGAUCGCCCAAGCAUGGUUUUAAGAUGUGGCUCAAACCUUCGGUAUUAUUGAGACGCGACAGCCGCCCUUAAGCCACAGUUCCAUAAGAGUUCUCGUCGCUGCUGUCCUGAAGAGUGAUUUUCUAAAUAUGGGACGAUAUGUGCCAAUGCGAGCGUGAUUGCUCCUUCUCGCUUCAAGAGUGGUUCGCUAGGCCUGAUUUAAAGGCACACCUACCUAUACAUCGCUAGCUUUCCCCUCACCACCUACCGCCCAGGCCAUCGGUGUUUUGGAUUUCCUUCCUGUGAACUCUCUGCUCAGCAAUCCUCGAAACUUGCUCGACGGUAGCUCUGAUACACUUUCUCGGCUGACGGUGCUUCCCACGAUCGAUCGAGACCGCUGAAUAGUCCAUGUCACCACUUUGAAGACUGCGCCCCACAAGGCAAACGUCGAGAACAUUGUCAACAUCGAAACGAUGGGGCUCAGCAACAUACCGCGACGAUGAGGAUUCUGGCGAACCGAGUUAGCCGCGUCUGAAAAGCCACGAGCCACGAUCUUGUUUGCGCGGAUGAAGCGCUGGGCGCUGUGCGUCGACCUGUACCAUCAUACAACCGUAAGCUGCAGGCGCGACGAGCUGAGGCUGGAACGGCCAGUCUCCAGAAUGGAAAAGAGCUCGAGAAGAACAGUCGAAACAGUCGCAAGGUCGGUACAGAAGAACAUACCAUCGAAUUGUUUUGUUUCUCGGGACUCAGAAGAUAUCAGAAGGCAGAUAGGUUGGCUUAAUUUGCACGUAGUUGGGUCGCCAGUCCGGAACCCAUGAUGCCUUUGACAAGACAAGGCUCUCAGGCCGAUGGCGGACCUUGGAGAUGUUCCGUCACGGGUGUUGGAACAACUUCCUGUUGAAGGCGAUGGCCCGCUAUCGUGGCCAUGCUUUUGGCCCCCUAUUCCAUACCUGAUCGCCACGUAUGUUCAUGUCUGCAUAUUGCACACUCACCUACUUAUGCUCGGCACAAUUCUGUUAUUCCGGUGCUUUGGGGGUGUGGACCGUAACGCCAACCAAUGGGCUUGUCUGUAAGUAUGGCGCGUGGUGUUCUGGACAUUGGUUUCGAGAAGCGGAGAGGUCUCGUCGCUCCCCGAUGUGCCCGAGCCUGCUGCCCAUUAUCCGCCUUUCCUUCCGCCAUGCUACUUCUAUACUGUUUCCGGGCGUCUUGUUACUCUGCGUUGACGACAAGACGAUGCAUUCUGGCCCCAAACGAGGCGCAGCACAGAUGACCCAAUUGUCCAACAGUCACCGCUAGUUUAUUCUCGCCAUUAUUCUUCGAUCAGCGCUAUCCAGUUGUGCCCUGCAUACUGCAGAGGAUAUUCAUCAGUUCACUGGUCAUCAGCGUUGGCGCACCCUCUCGACAUUGGCAAGGCUGCCAGACGUCUCGAUGCACCAUCGCUCUUUUCUGCACGACCAAUGCCUGACGCUAGGCAUCCGGAGCGGAGGAGACACGGAGACAGUGAAGAGGAAAGAGGCUCUUGUGUGCUUGCCAGCUUCCAAAAUGCUUAAGAGAGGGGACUAGGACGUCUGAGGACUUCAGUUGUUUGUUUCCACAACGGCCUACCCUGAAACCACCGCAGCCCCUUUUUACCAAGAUGUCACUUCCUUCAGAUGCCAGCACAACAGAGGUUGGGCAACGUUCAGACUCUCCUAGAUCCUCGGAGCGUCCUGUUGAUGGAGACUCCGUAGAGCAACUAUGCGAUUCCCCUAUCGCGCCCGAAUCCUCAGCGUCUGUUAGUGGUGAGACAUGCUCGAAAGUGGACAGUAGCGCAGAGGACCCCUACUAUAACUGCCGGUUUCGUAAUGGCAGAAACGAAAAGUCCAUCCAUCACGGCGGUGUCGCAGAGCUGGCGGGUAUGUUCGAUCAAUGGGCCAACUGGAAGUUUCACAGAGCUUUCGGCUGGGAGAAUUGGCACCUACUGGUUGACAGCCAGUAUAGGAUCAGCUAUCUCUCAGAGGAGCUCCGUGAAUACUACAAAGAGCAUCCCGAGGAAGCAAGGGGCCCGACUGCGAACCACAAACGACCGGCUGGACAACCCCUGAUGGAGGACAAGCUCGAGACCAUCAAGGCAGACUUAAGGAAGGAAUUAGACGACUACUGUAAGAAAAUACAAGAUACCCGGAAAACCACGACUGCCCUGGUUACCUAUGCGGUAGCUAACCAUUGCAAACCAGUCAAGCGUUGUGCCUACGUCAAGGCAAACGAACAGCAGUAUGCUACGCACCCUGAACAGUGGAGGAUAACAAACGAAUGGAUGACCUACAACAAGAACCUCGACCCUGAGGCUGGCAUCAUCCUUCGAACACCCGAGGACUUGAUCAGCCUAGCCGACCCGCCCCCUUACUGGGUCAUCCAGACGUCAGCCGACAUCAGCAGACGAUAUAACCAAUGGUUCAAGCCCGCUUCACAGUCCAAGGACAACUACAUCCCCAAUCCCUUCUUGACAUUCAUCUUCAGGACCAUCCACGUCAUCGCCGCUGCUCUACUGCUCCUUGUCCCAGCUGGAAUACUAUACCUCGCUGAGUUGGACAAGGGGCAGGUCUUCGCCAUCAUUGGCGUGUCCACCAUCGUCUUUUGCGCCACGGUAAGUGCAAAGACUCGACUGGAUACGACAACGACUGCGUUGGCAGGGUGUGCCUACCUGGCCUUUUGCGGUGCCUUUGCUGUUGCGACGGGAAAUAUAUCACUAUGAGAAUUGCCAACAAGUGUGGAAAUGGCAGAGAAAAAAAGACGCGAAGAAACUCUUCUCCAUGGAUGAUGGUGAUGACGAGGUGGAAGACAAAACAAGAAUUGAUGAUGAGGAAGACAACGACAGAACUUUACUUACCUUUACCUUCUUUGAUGCUUUAUUUCCUUGAGUUGAGGCAUACCUACCUACCCAAGUACAUUGUAUAGGUGGAUGGUAGCUCCGUCACGAAAGCGGGUCUACGUCGUUCGUUCUAUAGGUAGUCGACACAUUCCAUAGUUCCAACAAGAUAGAUUAGAAGAAACAAGGAUGGGCCAAUAAGAAAACAAAGAAACUUACAGUUGUAGGACUACUAUCCUUGCCGUCUCUGGCCGGUCAACCUUGACCCAAACUACCUACUUACCGUUAGGCAGACCACUAGGUGCUGUUACACGGACUCUCGAGAGCCUUAUGAGGAUAUGGAACUUGGCUGACUGUUUGUCCAGGUACAAAAGAACGCUCAUACCCAUAUAAUGUGAUACAUCACACCAGUCAGCCUUGCGGAUGAAGUGUUGUUUUGGAAGCGCGAAAUGGAAGAGAAAAGGGGGGCGUUGUUUAUAUUGGUUGCUUGCGCAUGAGGCGUGGUGUGCCUGUUGCCUGGGGAGAUGCGUGUGAACGUUGAGAUAAGGUUUUUUUUUUGGGCGGCCGCCGCUA
Podospora pseudopauciseta is the source of this 3562-nucleotide messenger RNA. RefSeq lists its product as uncharacterized. NCBI's taxonomy places the organism in Eukaryota, Fungi, Ascomycota, Sordariomycetes, Sordariales, Podosporaceae. The record is from RefSeq and is a predicted model, not a curated record.